Leptopilina heterotoma is the source of this 4033-nucleotide messenger RNA. Its product is annotated as G-protein coupled receptor dmsr-1-like. NCBI's taxonomy places the organism in Eukaryota, Metazoa, Arthropoda, Insecta, Hymenoptera, Figitidae. Gene Ontology annotation, biological process: G protein-coupled receptor signaling pathway. The transcript has 2 exons. Gene Ontology annotation, cellular component: membrane. The record is from RefSeq and is a predicted model, not a curated record. Gene Ontology annotation, molecular function: G protein-coupled peptide receptor activity. Bases 1763 to 2953 code for a protein of 396 amino acids.
UUGUGUAUAAGGGAGAGAAAGAGAUAUCACACAAGGGUGGAUGAUGAGUGACACAAUCCGAACAACGCAGGCGCGUCUAGAGAGAACUCCAGAGGCACGAGUCUCAUGCUUGCGUAGCGACGCUCUUUUACUUUCCCAUCAUUCGACUCUCGCACGCGCGAUCGCGAUAAUCUAAUACCGUUUUCAAGCACCUCGUGUAUCGCAUUAAUAAAUUAUUCACCAAUUACAAUUAUCAUAAACACAAAUUAAGUGCUCUCUCAUUUCGUACAUCUGCCCCCUAAUUUCUAAUCACUUUUCAAAAAAGAUUUUAUCACCAAAAACAAAAUUACAACCCUUUUUACCUUUUGUAAAAAUAAAUUUUAUUCUGAAAAAUUAUCAACAAAACUUAUCAUCAGCAUUUUCAAAACAGUUCAAAAGAAUCGUUUCCAAAAAUAGUUGUACUCAAAGGAAUCAUUUCCAAAACAAAUAGAAAUAAUUAUCAAAACAGGAACUGUUAUUCUGCCUCUGCUUCUAAAUUCAUCGCAUUUCUUAAAAAUGAUUUUCAAAAGCAUCGUUUUCAAAAGAAUUGGUUAAUAAAACAGUGAAAUGAAAAUUAAGUGAUAAAUUAAAAUACUACCCCUACGAUCUUUCGGAAUGUGAUACUAAAUGUGAAUAUGCGAUAGGAAACUUUUCGAUGGAUACGAAGAUUUUUGAAGGCAGUUUUUGUAUUAGUUCACCCCCAAUAGUGAAAAUUGCUGCAGCACAAGUAGGUGGUUCUGAAACACAAGUGGUCCUCAAGUUCAGAGAAGCAACAGUCGUUAAAGGAAACGAGUGUAGGAGCCUCAAAAGAAGCGGAACCCCUCAUUCAGUAUUCAUAGACUUUUAAAUUGUCCAAGGUAGCAGUUAAUCAUAAUGUGACAAGUUCCGGAAUUCGUUCAAAGUCUGAUUUUUUUACAACAGCUACAAAAUUUUUAAUACUUGAUACGUACUGGUAAAUUAGUUCUUAAAAGAUCCACAAAAAAUUGAACAUCUAAAAGAACUGAACAUAAAAAAUAAUAGAACAUUUAACAAAAUGGAACAUCCAAAGGAAUCGUAAAUCCAAAGCAAUUGAAUGUCCAAAAGAAUUGAACAUCUGAAAGAACUGAACAUAAAAAAUAAUUGAACCUUCAAAAGAAUGGAACAUCCAAAGGAAUUGUAAAUCGAAAGCAAAUGAAUGUCGAAAAGAAUUGAACAUCCAAAGCAAUUGAGUAUCAAACAGAAUUGAACACCCAAAGCAAUUGAGUAUCCAAAAGAAUCGAACACCCAAAGCAAUUGAACAACCAAAACAAUUGAAUAUAAAAAAAAAUGAGUACAUCCAAAUUGUGAAAAAUAUCAACGGAAUGUAGAAUGUGCACAAGGGUGAAUCAAAAUUGGUGGUAUUGUGCUUUAGGUAACGUUUUGUUAUUAAUAGUAAUGGGAUGUGGAUGAUAUUACAGAUCAUGUGUUAGAUAAUCAAAUGCUACUCCAUGCACAUGAUGGCACGAAACAUUUAGAUGAUAUGCCAAUUGCAAUAACAAAAUUUAUUGCGUUAUAUAAUAACCGAAAUGGAAUUAAUACUGCAAUUGUAUUAUGGAUACUGUGCAGUUGACACAAAGAAUUCCUCCUAACGGCCUACACUGACAAAUGGUGAUUUGACAAUGUCAUCAGCAACGAACAAUCAUACAACACUUCUCAAAAUGACUAAUCUUUGAUUAGACCUCAUUAGCAAAUUUCAAAGUGCUACGUAAGAAGAAAAAGCCUAAAAAUGAAUUCAACAUUCGAGUCACAAUGUGUCGGUUGGUUGGACACCUUCCACACGAAAUAUAUUGCAAUUCAUGGCUGGGCAAGUUUUCUCGUUUGUGUAUUCGGCUCAAUAGCAAACGGCCUAAAUAUCGCGGUUCUAACCCGAAAGGAAAUGUGUUCCGCAACAAAUGCCAUACUCACCGGUUUGGCUGUUGCUGAUUUAUUAGUAAUGUUGGAGUACAUCCCUUAUGCGAUACAUUCGUAUCUUUAUUUUCGACCACCAAAAAGCACCUUCACCUAUGGAUGGACAGUGUUUGUUCUCUUUCAUGCCCUAUUCGCCCAAGUCUUCCACACAAUUUCCAUUUGGUUAACAGUCACAUUAGCUGUUUGGCGCUACAUUGCAGUGGCGCAUCCACAAAAAAAUCGAGAAUGGUGCAGCUAUCAUCGAAGUAUUGUCGCCAUAGUGAGUGCCUAUCUGAUAUGUCCCCUAAUUUGUGUCCCACUUUAUGUGACAACAAGCAUUCAAGAAAGAAGACAAUUGUUCGAUUCCGAUGGACAAUAUGUUAAUAAUUCUUUAUACAACGAGACAACACUUCCCGAUGGUGUCACGAAUGGAACAAUUUUUGUCGUCUCACUUAGCGAUACAGCAAAGGUUUUAAAUUUCUGGAUGUAUAGUGUCGUUAUAAAAUUAAUACCAUGUCUAGCAUUGACUAUAUUGAGUCUCAGGUUGAUACUCGCUUUAAUGGAGGCGAAAAAAAGAAGGAAAAAACUUGCCGAGGCAACAAUGGUUAAAAGUGAAGAGGUGUCGGCUGAAUUUUGCAAUAGUAAAAAGAAAAAACGAAAAUCUUCGAGACUGAUGGACAAGGAGAAACAGACUGAUAGAACAACAAAAAUGCUAUUGGCCAUAUUACUCCUCUUUUUACUCACCGAAUUCCCUCAAGGUGUUCUAGGACUACUUAGCGUUAUUCUCGGGCCAAAGUUCUUUAAAAAAUGCUACAUAAAUCUUGGUGAAGUAAUGGACAUACUGGCCCUGAUAAAUUCAGCCAUCAAUUUCAUUCUUUAUUGUGCGAUGAGUCGACAAUUUCGAAUGACCUUCAAACAACUAUUCUGCAAAAGAAAACUUUUCGGAAGAUGGCUUCCGGUUCCAUUGCACGGUGAAAAUAAUGGAAAUACGGGGACCAAUCAUACAGUGACACAAGUUACUCAAGUCUAGCAAAGGAGAGUUCGACAACCAAUAUGCUAUCCCCUUUAAGGAAAUUUCUUUUUUUUCGAGGACCCUAAACACGAUCCAAUUUUUUUACUCAACAACCCUUCUCUCUCUCUCUCUCACUCACUCUCUCUCUCUCUCUCUCACUCUCGCGACAUAUUUAUUAACCUUUUGAGAAAAGUCGAUAUAAUCCCUCCAAUUAACGCGUCGUGUGAAAUAUAAUAUAAGAAUAUAUGUAUAUUUUUUUAAAGUGCCCCUCUUUUCAUUUCUCAUUUCACUAUUACUUAAAAAUUAAUGAACGACAUUUAUUAAUUUCAGACAAAAAAAAGAAAUUCUAAUUAAAAUUCGUGUUCUUAAUUACAUAAAGAAAAAAUUUUCCUGUUUUUACAAACGAAAAACUGUUUGACUUAUCUAAAAAGGUACAACAAUAAUUUUAACCUUUGAAAUUUUUUUUUUUCGAGAACUCUGACUGAAUUAAUAAAUAUAUUUGAUAAUUUAUUAUAAAUUAUAAUAAAAUAACACAGACAAUAUUAAAACUCAAGUAUACAAUUAUUCAAUAAUAAAUCUACAUAUUUGGUUGGUGAGUUGACGAAUUCGAUCGCAAAACAAAGACACGUACCAAUUUUUAUUAAAAAAAAAAAUUCUAUUCGAAAAUAAUAUUUAUAUGCGAAUAAAAAUUCUACCAAAGAGAAUAAAAACUAAUUUUCAACUCUUUGUAAUCCAUAAUUCAAAGUAGAAAAAUAAAUUAAAUGUAAAAUCAACUUUGUUUGUAAUAAAUUAAAAGAGAAAUUUAAUAAAAGCAGAUAUUUCCUAACACAAAAAAAAAACAAUUAUAAAUAAUUGGAUUCUUUUUUUGGGGAGGGGGGAAAUUAAUAAUUCCCUGCAAAAGAAAAUUUAUAUAAUAAAUUUUUCGCUCAAUUCUCAUUUUAGAAAAAAAAAUUAAAACAGAAAGAUAUAAAAAUAUUGGUACGUAUUUGUAAUUAAAAAAAAGGAUUGAUAGCAAAUGGUUGUCGGACUUUAAAGAGUGAAAAAAUAUUUUAUUAUAGAGUGCUUCUUAAAAUAAUCUAUAUUAUAUAAAAUAUGCCA